Adineta ricciae is the source of this 4554-nucleotide messenger RNA. Lineage: Eukaryota; Metazoa; Rotifera; Eurotatoria; Adinetida; Adinetidae. The record is from the annotation of a GenBank genome assembly.
AUGGCGGCCGCAAGAGCAGCCGAAUCUCCAGAACAGGGACAAACACGACGGGCAGAUGAUCGGACGAGACAUGCCACUGCAAGAGCAGUCGAAUCUCCAGAACAGGGACAAACACGACGGACAGAUGAUCGGACAAGACAUGCCACUGCAAGAGCAGCCGAGUCUCCAGAACAGGGACAAACACGACGGACAGAUGAUCGGACAAGACAUGCCACUGCAAGAGCAGCCGAGUCUCCAGAACAGGGACAAACACGACGGGUAGAUGAUCGGACGAGACAUGCUACUGCAAGAGCAGCUGAGUCUCCACAGCAGAGACGAACUCGAAGUGAAGAUCAGCGUAGGCGACAAGCUGUCUCAAGAGCAAAUCAGUGGACAUUCAUAGAACGGGAAGCAUUUCACUAUGACCCAGCCAAAAACUAUGAUAAUCAUCCUCAGCUUUGUAUUGGACGAAUGACCGAUGUUUGUCCAUACUGUGAGGCGCUCAAAUGGCCUGGAGAAACACGAGGUAUGUGCUGUUCUGGUGGUAAAGUAAAGCUACCUCAACUUCGGCCGCCUCCUGAACCAUUGGAGUCAUUGAUGUCAGGAAGUACGGCUGAGUCGAAUCAUUUCCUGGAUAACAUUCGAAAAUACAAUUCCUGCUUUCAAAUGACUUCGUUUGGAAUGUCAAAGGAGGUUGUUGACUCUGGCUUUAUGCCUACCUUCCGAGUUCAAGGUCAAGUAUAUCAUCGUGUAGGAUCUUUGCUACCACCUUCUGAUGACGAACCUAAAUUUCUUCAAAUUUACUUCAUGGGUGAUGAUAGAAGAGAAGUACAACAACGUUGUAAAAAUCUUCCUGGCGUACGUCAAGAUAUUGUGGAGAAAUUGCAAAAGAUGGUUCAUGAACAUAACAUUUAUAUUGAUCUUUUCAAGACUGCUCUUCAAAGAAUGCCUUCGGAUCAAUACAAGGUGGUUAUUCGAGCGGACAAAAAACCUGCUGGAGAGCACGCAAGACGUUUCAAUGAACCUGUGGUUAAUGAGGUAGCGGUCGUCAUAGCUGGCAAUGAAUUUGAUAGACGAGAUAUUGUCUUGGAGAAGCAGAACGGGCAGCUACAGAGAGUGUCUGAGACACAUAGAUCUUAUGACGCCUUGCAAUACCCGCUUAUCUUUUGGGAAGGAGAAGAUGGUUAUCAUUUCUGUAUCGCACAAACCAAUCCCACAACAGGAAUAGCUGUCGAUCGUAAGAAAGUAUCGGCGAUGGAUUUCUAUGCUUUCAGGCUUAUGGUACGAACUGGAUCUAUCAACCAUAUCUUACGCUGCCGACAACUUUUCCAUCAGUUUGUGGUUGACAUGUACGCAAAAAUCGAAAGCGAACGAUUGGCUUUUCUACGCCAUAAUCAGAAAACACUUCGGGUUGAUGAAUACAUUCAUCUGAGGGAUGCCAUAGCCAAUGAUGGAAGUGCCAGCAAUAUUGGUCAGUUAGUGAUUUUACCAUCUACUUUUACUGGAAGUCCACGGCACAUGCAUGAGUACACACAAGAUGCUAUGACAUACGUGAGAAACUACGGAAGGCCCGAUCUCUUCGUGACAUUUACGUGCAAUCCUAAGUGGCAGGAAAUUCAAGAAGAACUACUGGAAGGUCAAGUUCCCUCUAAUCGUCAUGAUCUGUUAGCCAGAGUUUUCAGGCAAAAGCUGAUAAAGUUGAUCAAUAUCGUCACGAAGAGCAAUGCAUUCGGGCCGACAAGAUGCUGGAUGUACUCCAUUGAGUGGCAAAAACGAGGCUUACCGCACGCGCAUAUUUUGAUAUGGCUAAAGGAAAAAAUCAAAGCGGAUCAGAUUGAUAGUGUCAUCAGUGCAGAAAUACCCGAUCGUCAACGAGAUCCUUAUCUGUAUGAAACAAUCACUAAAACCAUGAUUCACGGUCCAUGUGGAGCUAUCAAUCCGAAAUCUCCCUGUAUGGAAAACGGUAAGUGCACGAAAAGAUAUCCAAGACAGCUCCUACGCGAAACAGAAACUGGUGACGACGGAUAUCCACUAUACAGAAGAAGAAAUUCGGAAGAUGGUGGUUUCAAAGCCAAAGUCUCAAUGAAAAUUGGCAAUUCCGUUCGAGAAAUUGAGAUCGACAAUAAAUGGAUUGUGCCAUAUUGCCCCUUGCUCAGUCGGAUCUUUCAAGCUCACAUCAAUGUGGAAUAUUGCAACUCGGUGAAGUCAAUCAAAUAUAUAUGCAAAUAUGUCAACAAGGGAAGUGAUCAAGCAGUGUUUGGCUUGGAAAAAGAUGGAACAGCAAUUGAUGAAAUUAAGCACUUCCAAUUGGGAAGAUACAUAAGUAGCAAUGAGGCGGUAUGGCGAAUCUUAGAUUUUCCAAUUCAUGAACGGUAUCCGACGGUAGUUCAUUUGGCUGUACAUUUAGAGAAUGGCCAACGUGUUUACUUUACCGAAGAUAAUGUCUACGAUAGAGUCAAUGAACCGCCAAGGACAACAUUGACAGCAUUCUUCUUACUCUGUCAAAAAGAUGACUUCGCUAAAACACUGUUGUACUGUGAUGUUCCAAAAUAUUACACCUGGGAUGCGUCCGGGAAAAUGUUCAAGCGACGUGUUCAAGGGGCAGUCGUGACUGGCCAUCCAAAUAUUAGGGAAUCUGAUGCUCUGGGACGUGUCUACACUGUACAUCCAAAUAACUUCGAAUGCUUCUUCGUACGACUUUUACUUCAUACUGUUCGAGGCCCUACUUCAUUUGAAGCUCUUCGGACUAUGAAUGGUCGAAUCUGUGCUACAUUUCGUGAAGCAUGUCAGUUACAUGGAUUGCUGCAAGAUGACCAGCAAUGGGAUGCCACAAUGUCUGAAGCAGCCGCAGCUCAAUCACCAGCAAAACUGAGAAAUUUGUUCGCACUCAUACUAACUACAUGUGGACCAGCUAAUCCAAGACAAUUGUGGGAAUCAUACAAAGAGAGCUUAACCGAAGACAUUCUUAGAGAAGCUCGCAGACAAAAUCCUGGAAUGAAUUUGGAUUACACACCAGAUAUGUUUAAUCAAGCACUGAUUAUUCUUGAAGAUAAGGUUUUGGAGAUGGGUGGUAAACAGCUUGAGAAGCUAGAGAUCCCUGCUCCUCAACGAAAUCUGGACAAUCGACUGAGUAGCGCAAUCCUCAGGGAAACAAGUUAUAAUGCGAGAGAAUUGGAUGCUUAUAUAAGAGCAAAUGAACCAUUGUUGGUGCCGGACCAGAGGGCCGCAUACAAUGCAAUUUUGGCCCAGGUCGAGCAGCAAACUGGCGGAAUACUCUUUCUUGAUGCACCGGGUGGAACAGGAAAAACAUUUGUCAUCAAUUUAUUGUUGGCUAAAAUCCGGCAUCAGUCAAAGAUAGCUAUUGCAGUCGCUUCUUCCGGUAUUGCUGCUACACUGCUGCACGGUGGCCGUACUGCGCACUCCACGUUAAAAUUACCUUUUAAGUUCUUGGAUAAUGAAACUCAUCUUUGUAGUAUUCUCAAAGGGACUGGAGAAGCAAAGGUUCUGCAACAAUGCGAACUUAUUGUAUGGGAUGAGUGCACAAUGGCCCACCGAUAUGCAUUAGAAGCCUUGAACCAUACUUUACAAGAUCUUCGUGGCAAUGGAAAGAACAUGGGUGGAUUAGUUGUACUUCUUGCUGGGGAUUUUAGGCAAACGUUACCAGUUAUUCCAAAAGGCACCAUGGCGGAUGAACUUAAAGCUUGCUUGAAAUCUUCGUACCUUUGGAGAUAUGUUACGUCACUGAAGCUCAGUACCAACAUGAGAGUACACUUACAAGGCGAUGUGUCUGCCGGCCAUUUCGCUGAGCAGCUUCUCACGAUUGGAAAUGGCAAAAUACCUGCUGAUCCAGUCAGUGGACUAAUUACCAUUCCAGACAGCUUUUGCAAUAUCGUUGAAUCGGUCGAAAUUCUCAAGAAUCAAGUGUUUCCGAACAUUCAAAGUCACUUCAAGGAUCACAAGUGGCUGUGCGAACGUGCUAUUCUGGCUCCGAAAAACCUCAACGUUAAUGCCAUCAAUCUACAAAUUCAACAGCAGCUUCCUGGUGAAACUGUAUCUUAUAAGUCGAUUGACACAGUUGAAGAUGCUGAUAUGGCAGUUCAGUAUCCGACUGAAUUUCUCAAUUCACUCGAACCUUCUGGAAUGCCAACACACAACUUGCUUCUGAAGAUUGGCUCUCCCAUUAUGUUACUGAGAAAUCUGGAUGCGCCAAGAUUGUGCAACGGUACACGACUAAGCGUUAAGAUGUUAAUGCCUCACGUGAUUGAAGCAACGAUCAUGACAGGUUGCGCGAAAGGUGAGGACGUGUUCAUUCCGAGAAUACCACUGCUUCCUUCUGGUGAUAUUCCAUUUCAAUUUAUCCGACUUCAGUUUCCAGUACGUCUUGCCUUCGCGAUGUCCAUAAAUAAGUCUCAAGGGCAAUCACUCAAAGUUGCCGGCAUCAACUUAGAAACUUCUUGCUUUUCUCACGGUCAACUCUACGUAGCGUGUUCAAGGGUGGGAACUGGGAAGAAUUUAUAUAUUUUUGCUCCUGAUGGGAAAACAAAAAACGUUGUAUACCAAACAGCCUUACAAUAA